GUGUGUGUGUGUGACGCGACGAAGGACGCAGGACGGCAAUCAAUCAUCCCAGGAACAGAGAAACGGUGCCGGAUCUUGGCACUGGAUGUGUAAUCGGGUACCACGAUGGUACCAUGGACGCGUGAAUGAGUCGCUCUACAGACCAAAAAAGUAAAGAUCGAGGUGCCUGUGUAUGUGUGUGUGUGUGUUUGUGCGGUUGCGGAUUGAUGGCAAUGAAUGUCCACAAACCAUGCCUGUCGGUGACAGGUCGCUGGCCAUCGAAGAACCGUCAGUGGAGUGGCAAUCGCUGCCACGUUCGUGUUUGUGGUUUCGGUUCGGGUAAUUAAGAGAGCGGAGUGCGUGCGUCCGUGUGCGUGUGUUCCGUGAUCCGGACAGGCGGCGAAAACGGGGGGACAAGCAAUAUACAUAUCACCUUCAUUCAUCCCUUCCCACCGGAACCGAUGUCAACGCGUCAAAGUGUCCCCAAUCAAGUGUAUCGUCCCGUGCCCAGUAACUCCGGUCUGUGUGUGUGCGCGCAUGUGUACGUGUGUGUGUGUAUUCCUCCCUUGGUGGAAGGAUGGAACGGUUAAAGGAUAAACAACGUUGGUCAGCUUGAUCUCGAUUAAAGGCAGGUUCGGUCUCGGUCUACGUGACUCGUAGAAGCUACAUCCACUACAUGGAUCUGGCCUUUCCGGUGGAUGAGAAGGACGGACGCAUCAUCGUGAAUCAAUCGCCCUAUCCGCUUGACGGCGCACGGCGCCAUUCGACGUCAUCAUCGUUGGACUCGUGGAGGUUCGUUAGCCAUCCGCCGUCCACGUUGCUGCUGCUGCUGCCGGUGGCGGCUACAACACUCGGUCAGCGACGCGCAACCACCGACCCCGACACCACCGACCCUACCACCAGCACCAUCAUUCCGACGCCGUUCGUCGAGCUGCUCCUGGCAAACCAGACGGCCACCGGUGGCCAUGGCUUCGGCCAGGGUUUCACCAGGGGCCUGGGCGAUGCUGGUGAUGGCGGUGGCGGCGGCGGCGCCGCUGCUGUUGCUGCUGCCGCCGCCGCCGGCGCCGCGGCCUCGAUCGGUGCCAGUCUGGGGAGCGGCGACAUCACGCCGCACGGUAGCGGCCCGACGGUAGCGUCGAUCGUGUCGUCGACGCUGGCUAGCGGGGCCACCGUCGCCGUCGCCCACGAUCACGAGCUCGAUCUCGACACGAUCCGCAAGGUGAUCAUCUGCAUCGUGCUGCUGGCUGUGAUAUUCGGUACGAUCGUGGGCAACAUCCUCGUCUGUGUGGCCGUCUGUCUGGUGCGGAAGCUUCGCCGGCCCUGCAACUAUCUGCUCGUCUCGCUGGCCGUUUCCGAUCUGUGCGUCGCCUGUCUCGUCAUGCCACCCGCCCUGCUCUACGAGGUGCUCGGUGAGUGGAACUUUGGUCGCGUCUUCUGUGAUAUCUGGGUAUCGUUCGAUGUCCUUUCCUGUACCGCCUCCAUCCUCAACCUGUGCGCCAUCUCGGUCGACCGGUACUGGGCCAUCACGAAGCCGCUCGAGUACGGCGUCAAGCGGACACCGCGCCGUAUGAUGCUGUGCGUGGCGUUGGUGUGGUUGGCGGCGGCCUGCAUUUCCCUUCCGCCGCUGCUCAUCCUCGGCAAUAAGCACACGAUCGGCGAGGGGGCCGAUCAGCGGCCAUUCUGUGCCGUUUGCGAGGAUGUCGGCUACCAGAUCUACGCGACGCUCGGUUCCUUCUACAUUCCGCUCGCCGUCAUGCUGUUCGUGUACUAUCAGAUCUUUCGGGCGGCCCGGCGAAUAGUGAAGGACGAGAAGCGGGCCCAGACACGGCUCGAGCAUAGUCUGGCGGUCGACAAGACGACACCGGUGAUGGCGGCGACGACGGCGACGACGGCCACCAGCCUGAAACCACCGGAACCGAUCGCACCGACACUGUCGGUACCGUCCGGUGCAUUGACCGUUGCUGCUGCUGGUGCCGGGGCCAUCGGUGGUGGCUCACCGCACCAGAAGAAGCUACGCUUUCAGCUGGCCAAGGAGCGGAAAGCAUCGACGACGCUCGGCAUCAUCAUGUCCGCGUUCACCAUCUGCUGGUUGCCGUUCUUCAUCCUGGCGCUCGUCCGACCACUGAUGGACGACGAUUAUCCGACGCUGUCGUCGUUCUUCCUGUGGCUCGGUUACGCCAACUCGCUGCUCAACCCGAUCAUCUACGCCACGCUCAACCGGGACUUCCGGAAACCGUUCCAGGAGAUCCUGUACUUCCGGUGCUCCAACCUGAACAUACUGAUGCGGGAGGACUUCUACCACAGCCAGUACGGUGAGCCCGGUUCGCAGCGGUUCGUGCUCGAGAACGAGGGUCAGCAUACGGCACGGGAAAGCUUCCUCUAACUCCCUGCCCUGGAUGGCAGGCGAUUUCGAUUCCGAUUUCGAUUCCGAUUCCGAUUGCGACAGCGACUGCGAAUACGAUGAAAGGUGAAAGAGCGAGAAGCUCGCACUUCCAUCGAGUGUGGUUAAAAGGAGGUUAGGUUUCCAUGAGACAUGACUACAGGACUUUAGGGUAUAGAGAAUCGUGGAGGCCGACAAGCGGGGGUAAUUGUUAAAUUAAUAAUUACUUUCACCACCACCUACGGGGUAGCAGUAUGUAGUAAAGCAAAGCACACACCGACACACAAACAGAGGCACACAGGAGGAAGCAAACUAAUGCACAAAAUCGUAUGAUACAAUCAGGCGGCCAGGCGGGCGGCCCCGCCGGUACACAGUACAUUCUUCUACCGAUGUAUACAUAGCCCUAUAUGUAUAUGUACAAUGUAUAUCUAUGCGAUACCCUACUGUACUAGGACUAGCCGCUGUUGUAGGAGAUUCGUGUUUUAAGGCUUGCGCGAGUGGUGCAGCAAACGGUGUCGAUCGAUGUAGAACCGUCUAUCGCAGUAGCGUGUAGUAGUUAGCGAACGCGUUAGCUUGUAAACUGUUAGUAAACACUCCAGGGCUCCAGUGGUGCUUGCCACGGAGUCUGCCGUGGCGGAGAGCGCGCUAAAGGCAUAGAUUGACAGGACUGCAAACCGUUGCGCGUGUGCUGGAACUGGAACUGGAAGACUUGACAUCAAAACUAAACGAUACGAGUAGAGUACGAUAAACGAUUUAAAUCUAUUUUAAUUGUCAAACCGUGCGGCCAGAGGGCACAACCACACAACCACACACACACACUCACACAUUCGUUCGGUGUUCGCGCGAUUUGCCUCUCCUUCCCGAAUUUUUCAUACGGAAUACUCCGGUAUCUAUAAGCGUAGGUAGAAGGUCGGAACCCUAAAGGGCUUUCAGCUGAGACCUGAGUGUUCUUCUGAGUGCUACUACUACGACACCACUAUUUACACACUGGCACCGACCGAUACACACACACACACACACACACACACACACACACACACAUCACAUACAAACUAUCAUACUGUCUUGAAUGUUGUUGAGGAUAAUGAAUGUUGAAUGGUGGCAUGUGAUGACACAUCAGAUUCAGAUUAUUUACACUCCGCUAAGGCGCGAUGAGUUUGGUUUUUCGGACGUUGGUGUUGGUGGUGCGUGGGUUAGUCUAUCGUUUUUUCGUACUGUUGUCGCGUUGCUGUUGUACUUGUUUAUUUUUUAUUCAGUGGCUAUCCUUGCGUCACUCGAUUUUCUACCGACGUUUCCAUUCUACAUCAAAAAAAAAAAAAUCGCAGAUCGUAUUUAUAUACACCGCCUAUACAUAAACACAUAAUAUACAUACAAACAGGGAGGGAACAGCGUACUAGAGAGGUAGAAGCGAGCGAGCGAGCGGGCGAAUGAAUUUAGGAUAACCAGCGGCGGGUUCAAGGUGGGUGAAGCAGGGGAUCUAGAAACUACUCAACUCGGCUCAAGCUACUACAUAGCUGCUACUCGUAUACCUUAGAUGGAGCUUUUUUGGAGUGGAGAGAAGAGAGAAGAGAGAGAGAUAGAGAGAGAGCAAGAGAGAGAGAAAGAGAGAGAGAGAGAAAGAGAAAAAGAGGAAGAGAGAGAGAAAGAGAGAGAGAGAGGAGCAUUGUUGACCGGCCCAAAAAUGGGGAAUGGGGGUCCUAAGCUAGGAGUCACGCAAUACCGGGUCACGGUACGGUCGACCCGUUCGGUGUCGUUCGAUUCGGUGCGGAAAUGUAGACGGAAAUUAAAAACUGAAACUCUUCUUGGGUGAACGAGAGAAGAAGAACGUUUGUUUCGCGUUCGUCACGCUGAACGGCCACGUUAUGCCGGUUGGCCUAAUCAAAUUCGGUGUGUGUCAGGUCGUGUGCGUAGGUGUGCGUGUGUGUGUGUUCGGAAAACAAAAGUCUGGUUGAUUUUAUAAAUGAUACUACUAUUGAUUGGCGCUCCUGGUUUUGCUGACGGCACGACUCGAGCCAGCGAAGAGCAUUAGAAUCUAAAAUAUCACGCCAGCAGGAGCUCCACUUGUCUCUCUUUCUCUCUCUUUCUCUCUCUCUCUCUGUCGUUCUGUCAUCGUGAAUGCUCCGGAACGCUCCGGAACGCUAUUUCUUACCCCUGCGAACACGAGAGGACCCGUAGUAGGGGGCCCCUCCUCGCCGUCUCACGGUUAAAAAGGGCAAAUAAUUAAAAAUGGAA
Anopheles darlingi is the source of this 4591-nucleotide messenger RNA. RefSeq names its product 5-hydroxytryptamine receptor 1-like. Gene Ontology annotation, cellular component: membrane. Gene Ontology annotation, biological process: adenylate cyclase-activating adrenergic receptor signaling pathway. Lineage: Eukaryota; Metazoa; Arthropoda; Insecta; Diptera; Culicidae. The coding region runs from base 656 to 2362 and encodes 568 amino acids. The transcript has a single exon. Gene Ontology annotation, molecular function: G protein-coupled amine receptor activity. The record is from RefSeq and is a predicted model, not a curated record.